Messenger RNA from Nipponia nippon (crested ibis), 1848 nucleotides. NCBI's taxonomy places the organism in Eukaryota, Metazoa, Chordata, Aves, Pelecaniformes, Threskiornithidae. The record is from RefSeq and is a predicted model, not a curated record.
AUGAACUGGAGAACAGCAAUUUAUGUUAUUUUACUGGUGAGCCUUACGGUAGUCAAAGCCCUGCCUAGAAGUUAUCGGGACAUAGAGGAAAAAAACAGCAUCGGCCAACGUUUUUCUCAGCUGCAGGAGAAUAAUUUCAAAGCCAUUGCCAUGAUCAUGUUUGCCCAAUAUGUGCAAGGAGGCACGUUCGGCAAAGCCGUUAAAAUGGCUGAAGAUGUGACAGACCUUGCCAAAAGGUGUGCUGCUGCAGCCGGAGAGAACCCGGAUUGUCGGAAGCCUUUGGACAGGAUUUUCCUCGAUACAAUCUGCCAGGAGGAACAUCUUCCCAGGUUUACUGACUGCUGUGCUAGAAAGGAUCCUGAAAGAAAUGACUGCUUCCUCUCCCUUAAAAAUGCAUCGAGGGGGUUCAUUUCCCCUUUGGAAAGGCCAAAUGCUGAAGCUGCCUGCAAAAAUCAUUCACGGCAUCAACAUUCAUUAACAGGAUACUUUAUCUAUGAGGUUUCCAGAAGGCAUCCGUUUCUCUAUGCCCCCACAAUCCUUUCUGUCGCUGUGCGUUACAACGAGAUGAUGAAGAACUGCUGCGGAAGUGCUGAAGACCCCACUCACGACCUGGAGGAAUGCUUUCGGAGACAGGCACCCAAGGUGGUGAAGCCCGUCAAAGAAGAUGGCCUGAGGCAGGAACACACGUGUGGAAUCCUGAAGAAGUUUGGAGAAAGGACCUUAAAGGCUCUGAAACUUGCUCAGAUAAGCCAAAAAUUCCCCAAGGCUGAUUUUGCUACUGUUAACAAACUUGUGAUGGAUAUUGCUAACAUGCACAAGGACUGCUGUCGUGGAGAUAUGCUGGACUGCAUGCGUGAUAGGGAAGAGAUUCUACGCUAUGUCUGCGCCAACCAAGACAUCCUAUCGAGUAAAAUCAAGAAGUGCUGUGAGAAGCCUCUGUUACAAAGAAGUGAAUGCAUAGUUAAUGCAGAAAAUGACGACAAACCUGCAGAGCUGUCCCCCCACGUCAGGGAGUUUAUCGAAGACAAAGGAAUAUGCGAACGUUUUGCCCAGGAGAAAGAUACACACUUAGCCAGGUUUCUGUAUGAAUAUUCCAGGAGACACCCUGAAUUUUCUGCUCAAAUGCUUUUAAGAAUUGGUAAAGGAUACGAGGACCUGCUGAAAGAGUGCUGCAAAGCCGGCGCUCCAGACGACUGCUGCAGCAGAGGGGAGGAGGAACUGAAGAAACAUAUUUAUGAAACGGAAAGCGUCAUGAAGACAAGCUGUGACAUUUACAAGGAGAAAGGAGAUUACUAUUUCCAAAACGAGUAUGACUUUUUUAUAUCCUUAUAGCUGAUAGAAUUCACCAGGCAAAUGACUACAAUCGGCUCCAAAUGCUGCCAGUUAAGCCAGGACAAGCUGCUGCCUUGCGCCGAGGAAAACUUGGAUCUCGUGCUUGGAGAAAUCUGUAGGAGACACCUGACCGAUCCUAUAAACCCCGGAGUUUGCCACUGCUGUAGUAGCUCCUACGCUCUCAGGAGGCCAUGCAUGGGGAAACUAGAGAUUGAUGAGAAUUACGUGCCCUUAUCCUUGACUCCUGGUCUCUUCACUUUCCACGAAGACUUGUGUACGACCGAAGAGGAGAAGUUACAGCACAAGAAGCAGGAAAUGCUCAUCAACCUCAUCAAAUACAAGCCGCGGAUCACACAGGAACAGCUGAGCUCCGUCACGGCCGCCUUCACUGCCAUGCGGGAACAGUGCUGCAAAGACGACAACCGUGAGGCGUGUUUUGUGAGAGAGGUAUCCAUUCUGUUUCCCCCCGUACAUCCUGAAUCCAAACGGAAACACGGAGCGUACGCCAGAGCGUAA